Juglans regia (Persian walnut) is the source of this 2130-nucleotide messenger RNA. Its product is annotated as maturase K-like. Gene Ontology annotation, biological process: mRNA processing. The record is from RefSeq and is a predicted model, not a curated record. Gene Ontology annotation, cellular component: chloroplast. NCBI's taxonomy places the organism in Eukaryota, Viridiplantae, Streptophyta, Magnoliopsida, Fagales, Juglandaceae.
UAGAAAAUAUUGAAUCAUUUUGUAUUUUAAUUUAUGGUUUUCUACAUUAUGUUCUUUUCUCAACAUUCAUAUUGACAACAGUAUAUCAAACAAAUAUAAUCCGAUCGUGAAUAAAUGUAUCUAUUUCUCUGUUCUAUAGACUUGGUUUUUUUUUUUUACUUUAUUCAAACGAUGGGUUCAUUGGAUUUGCUGGGAUACAAGAAGUCUUUCUUUUUUUUUAAUAAAAAAAAUGGAUAAGAUAAUAAUGUAUAACAUACGAACAAAAUCUGUGGUAGUCGAUCAAUUUACAUUUGAUUUAUAUUUUUAUCUUAAUCUAUCUUCUUAUUUUAGACGUCAUUGUAUUUUCAUCUGAUAUGUUCAUUUUUAUGUUCAGAAUCGCUUAGAAAUAUUUUUUCUAUUUUAAUAUUUUGAUUGCGUUGUUUAAUUCAAUCUCUUUUUUGAUUCCGAUUGGAUCUAUACAUUUUGAUUCGGGUUGCUAACUCAACGGUAGAGUACUCGGCUUUUAAGUGCGACUAGCAUUUUUUACACAUUUGUAUGAAGUAACGGAUUCGUCGAUACCAUCGGUAGAGCUUUGUAAGACCGCGACUGAUCCUGAAAGGAAGGAAUGGAAAAAGCAGCAUGUCGUAUUAAUGGAGAAUUUUGAGAAUAUUUUAUUCGUAUCUUAUCAGAUCGAUACAAAAUCUUGUUUGAAUUCUUGACGCGAAAAAAAAAAGAAAAAAAGAUUAAAGUUGGAUUAAGUGAAUAAAUGGAUAGAGCCCCUUGGCUCCAAUUCUAGGGAAACAAAAAAAAGCAACGAGUUUAUGUUCUUAAUUUGAAUAAUUACCCGAUCUAAUUAAACGUUAAAAAUAUAUUAGUGCUUGAUACGGUAAAUUUUUUUACCAUAAGUAGAUUAUCGAUUUUUUUUAAUCCUAAUUAUUAGUAGAUAUUCUCCAUUAGAGUGUGGGGAUGAAUGUGUAGAAAAGCAGUAUAUUGAUAAAAAUAUUUUUUUUUUCCAAAAUCAAAAGAGCGAUUGGGUUGAAAAAAUAAAUGAUUUCUAACCAUCUUGUUAUCCUAUAAUGAACAUAAACCGAUUUAAUUAGAUUUUCAUUAGAUGGAAAAAGAAAGGAUAAAGAGUCCGUUGAUAAGUCUUAUCUGCUUCCGGGGUAUCUAUCUAGUCUUUUCUUAAAUAUCCUGUUUUGACUGUAUCGUACUAUAGUGUCAUUUAAUAACCCAAGAAAUAAAAUCUCCUAUCCCUUGUUUCAAUCUAAUUUUAAAUAAAUGGAGGAAUUAAAAGGAUAUUUAGAACUAGAUAGAUUUAGGCAACAUGACUUCCUAUACCCACUUAUCUUUCGGGAGUAUAUUUAUGCACUAGUUCAUGAUCAUGGUUUAAAUAGAUCUAUUUUGUUGGAAAAUGUAGCUUAUGAUAAUAAAUCUAGUUUACUGAUUGUAAAACGUUUAAUUACGCGAAUGUAUCAACAGAAUCAUUUGCUGAUUUCCACUAAUGAUUCUAACCAAAAUUCAUUUUUAGGAUACAACAAGAAUUUGUAUUCUCAAAUUAUAUCAGAAGGAUUUGCAGUCAUUGCGGAAAUUCCAUUUUCUUUACGAUUAAUAUCUUCCUUAGAAGGGGCACAAAUCGUAAGAUCUUACAAUUUUCGAUCCAUUCAUUCAAUAUUUCCUUUUUUAGAGGACAAAUUCCCACAUUUAAAUUAUGUGGCAGAUGUACUAAUACCCUACUCCAUCCAUCUGGAAAUCUUGAUUCAAACCCUUCGCUACCGGGUGAAAGAUGCCUCCUCUUUGCAUUUAUUGCGGUUCUUUCUUCAUGAGUAUUCGAAUUGGAAUAUUGUUAUUAUUCCAAAUAAAGCUAUUUUUUUUUCAAAAAGUAAUUCAAGAUUAUUGUUAUUCUUAUAUAAUUCUCAUAUAUGUGAAUACGAAUCUGUCUUCCUUUUUCUCCGUAAACAAUCUUCUCAUUUACGAUUAACAUCUUCUGGAGUCCUUUUUGAGCGAAUUUAUUUACAUAGAAAAAAAAUAAAACAUCUUGUCGAAGUCUUUGCUAAUGAUUUUCCGGGCACACUUGACGAUAUGAAUCAUUUGAAAAAUAAACGUAUUCGUUCUGUAGCGGAUCUCUUACAAGAUCAAUUCGGAUUGGCUCUG